AUGAACCAAGCAGAAGAUGUAGAGGUCAUCAUUGGCCAUAACCGUCGCUACAAGUUCCACUCUGGGACUUUGGCGCGCAACUCUACUCUUUUUGCAGACAUGUUGACCGAGCCCAACGCCGCCAAGCUCAGCAAUCGUGCGAGAAACGCUGGCGUCAAGAUACGCUGGAUGAUCGAACUCAAGGCUCUACCUUCCCAGCAGUGUCCUGCUGGCUGUCUCGAGCUUGUGGAACUGACCCAACAUGGCGAACGAGCCGACAACAGGAACGGUCUCAUUGUCAACGAAAACGGACGUGUCCCACAGGCGCACAAGAUCUUCACCUACUAUGAAUCAAUCUUCUACGCCUUCUACAACAAGGAGCUCUCUAUCGACGACUCCGACAUGUCUGCCGCCCUCUCCGACUGCUACCAACUGCUCCAGAUCGGUGACUACCUGGGCUGCACAGGACUGAUCCGCAACCCGAUCGAAGUCGCACUUCUCAAGCACGGACAGGAACUUUUCCGGGCCAUCCAAAGCGCCCCCUACGCAUGGGUGGAGAUGGGGUACCGCAUCCGCAGCGAGCUGAUCUUCCGGGAAUGCAUGAUCCAUCUCGUCGGUAACUGGAAGACCUACGAAAAAGAUGACACCACGCACCCGUACCUGACUGUUGUUCCUGGUCUACGCCCGCUCAUCGAGAAGUACCACUCUGUGUUGAUUGACAAGUGCAGGACACUGGAGCUAGGCAUCAUGUCACACUACCCCGGCCACAUCCGUCUUCCUGUGGACGAGCUGCCUAUCAAGCGCGAGGCCUACGCCAAAGACAUCCUCGUCUGGAUGGCACUGACCUUCUUCCGGCACUGGGUGGGUCAGCGUCUCCUUAUGGGAGGCGGUAUCACCGGCGACGACUUGGGAUACGGACUCUACAAGCAGAUCGGCGCAGCCGGUGACGCCUACAUGGACAAGUCAGUCACCAACCAAUUCCACACGCGCUUUCCAAUGACCAAAAAGGCAAUGAACGUGCUGGAAAACCAUCUGCUCGAGAUCAAGGAAUGCAUGAAGGAUUUGGUGGACCAGCAUAAGAUUCUCAAAUCUAAUUGCCAGUUGGAUAUUCAUCGGUUCCCAGUCACGUAUCUUACGUGCAUCGAGUUCCCAAAGGCCGACUGUCCGUGGGUGAAAGAGAUGGAGGGUCCCACGGUGAAGCCGCAGAAGCGUGUGUACAAGCCUGGUGGCAACGAUGUCGCGAGGUCGAACCUCAACACAGCUAGGGUGAGUCAGGAGAGGAUGGCCGAGGGCAUGUAUGACAGCGACGGUGAUGACGUUGAUGUCGGCACCCACAAGCGUAGGAGGUCUGACUAG
Pyrenophora tritici-repentis Pt-1C-BFP is the source of this 1335-nucleotide messenger RNA. RefSeq lists its product as uncharacterized. Lineage: Eukaryota; Fungi; Ascomycota; Dothideomycetes; Pleosporales; Pleosporaceae. The record is from RefSeq and is a predicted model, not a curated record.